This is a messenger RNA of Cinclus cinclus, 2905 nucleotides long. Its product is annotated as erythroblast NAD(P)(+)--arginine ADP-ribosyltransferase-like. The record is from RefSeq and is a predicted model, not a curated record. NCBI's taxonomy places the organism in Eukaryota, Metazoa, Chordata, Aves, Passeriformes, Cinclidae. The transcript has 3 exons. Gene Ontology annotation, molecular function: NAD+-protein-arginine ADP-ribosyltransferase activity; NAD+ poly-ADP-ribosyltransferase activity. Bases 249 to 1085 code for a protein of 278 amino acids.
GAGCCAUGCAAAUUAUUUACGGGAAAAGCUGUGGUUCUGUAUUAGCUAAGAAGAACAUUUUAAUUAAUAUUUAUAAUUAGGGGGGAUAAAUACCCUGUGGCAAAGUCCCCCUGAGCUGCAGGACCGGGAGAGACCUGCUGUGAGUCCGAGCUGAUCAAGAAUUCCGGCUCUUUGGACCUCCGGGUGUGCCAGGGACUUCGCUCCAGCCGAUUUCGUGUCCACUCUGGUCCCUGUGGCCUCUCUCCUCCAUGGCCCUCCUGGCUCAAAACCUGCCUCUGCUGACAAUCCCUCUGGUCACCAAGAUCAUAAGUGUGAAGUACCUGGACAUGGCCCCGGACUCCUUUGAUGACCAGUACCAGGGCUGUGGCCCUGCCAUGGAGGAUGAGUUGCGGGCCCUGAACCGCACUGAGUUCCAGAAGAAUUCUCUGUUUGCCCAGGUCUGGCCGAGGGCUGUGACCAUGUGGCAGUUUCAGGGGUCCCCAUUGUCCCCUCUGUCAUCCUCAGCCCAGGCCAUCGCCCUCAUGGCCUACACCAUGGAAGGUCUGUACAGGAAGUUCAACGAGGAAGUGAGGAAGGCCGGGCGCUCCAGCCAGCAAUACCGGGACAAGUUCCACUUCAAAACUCUGCAUUUCCUGCUGACCAGAGCUGUGCAACGGCUGUGGGACGAUCAGGGGCAGCAAUGUCACUGUGUGUUCCGGGGGGUGGAAAAGUACAAGUUCAGUGCAAAGGUCGGAGACAUCGUCCGAUUCGGUCAAUUCACAUCAUCAACGCUUUGUGAAAGUGUCAUCGAAGAUUUUGGGAACACCACCGUGUUCAAGGUGCAGACGUGUUACGGUGCGUAUAUCAACGACUUCUCCAGCUAUCAGGAUGAGGAGGAGGUUCUGAUCCCACCUUAUGAGAAAUUCAGGGUCACCAAAGUCACCGACAAUGGGGAGACCGUGCAGAUCGAGCUCGACUCCAUUGGGACCUACAGCAAAUACAACUGCGAGUGGCUGAGAGGUGGAAGUGUCCCCAGCGCCCCCUGCCACCUCGGAGGACUCCUCCUGGCCACCACAGCCCUGGCACUGGCCACCAGCAUCCUCUGAGCCACCAAGCCACCAAGGUCACUGAGGUCAGCAAGGUCAUUGUGGCCACCACGAUCACCAAGACCACCAGAAACCCCAGAGAAACAAAGUCACCAAGGCCACCAUGGCCACCACAGCCACUGUGGCCUCCUUGGCCUCUGUGGCCUCCAUGAGGUCAUUGUGGCCACCACAGCCACUCUGGCCACCAUGGUCACUAUUAUCACCAAGGCCACUGUGACCACCAUGCUCACCAAGACUCCCUGAGCCACAAGGCUUCCACAUCCACCGUGGCCACAGUGCCACAAGGCCAUGGUGCAAAGCAAUUCUACUAAAUAAUUCCAUCAAAUCUAUUGUGUCAAAAGAAUUCCAUUAAAUUCUUCUAUCAAAACAAUUCCAUUAAAAUCUUCUAUCAAAAGAAUUUUAUUAAAAUAUUGUAUCUAAUAAAUUGCAUCAAAAAUUUCAUUAUUUUUUCUAUCAAACAAUUCUAGUAAAUAAUUCCACCAAAACAUUCCAUUUAAUAAUUGUAUCAAAGCCAUUCCAUUAAAUUACUCUAUCCAAGCCAUUCUAUUAAAUAAUUCUAUAAGAACAAUUACAUCAAAUUAUUCUAUCUAAUCUAUUCCAUUACAAAUUGGUAUAAAAAUACUAAUAAAUAAUUCUAUCAAAACAAUUAUCUUUAUUCAAUCAGAACAAUUCCAUUAUCUUAUCAAAACCAUUCUAUUAAAUAUUGUAUCAAAUCAAUUGUAACAAAAUAUUCCAUUAAAUUAUUCUAUCAAAACAAUUCCAUUAAAUAACUGUGUCAAAGCCAGCAAAGACAGACAAUUCCCAAGCAGGGCUCGAUGUGGCUCCCUGUGGAGGGCGCUCAGCCCUCAGACCCGGGGGUGUCUGCGCUCCCACGGAGGGAGCAGACCUGAAGGCCAAAAGGUUUCAGCCACAGCUCUAGAGAAAGGCCCUUGGGCGGCCAAACCCCUCGGUGUGAUGGAGACACAAAAAUCCCGCCCAGCGUGCCUUGCAGCUCAUGCAGAUUCUCUCGAUCCUAUUUGCCCUGCCCCUCUUGCUCUGCCCCUGUACCCUCAGAUGAUUCCCUGGUUGCUCUACCCUGGCUCCCUCUGCCUUUCCCAUGUAUCCGCGGCUCCCUCUGCCUUCCCGGGCUUCUUCCAUCCCUGGCCCCGUUUGUGGCAAGCCCUAAUAAAGGCUCUCAGUGGAACUCCACACCAAGACCCCGUCUCUGUUCUGUGUCGCCCGAGAGCGCUUCUCACAAAGGAGCUGAUAAUCACAGCGGCGAGGCGAGUGUGCCUGUGCACCCCAGAACACGUCUUCACAAAAACCCUUCUCUAGGGAGGUGUACUGGUUUGAAAAGCAAAACCAGUGAAACUUCAAGUCAGUAAUAAAAUUUUUAAUAGGGAAAAGAAAAAGGAAAAACAAAAUACAUGCAAUAAUAAAAAAUAAAACCACCGACAGAUUCAGAAUACAACCUGACACCCUGUCAGUCAGGGUGCUGGUGCAGUUUUCUUCCAAAGGGUCCAGCGAUGAUGUGGAAAAAGCCUGGUUCUUCCUCUGGAAUCCAGUGGAAAAAGGCUGCCUUUGGCCUUCUAAACCUCAGUUUUUAUCUAGGUAGCAAAGGCUUGGCUCGUCCUCCUGGCUGGAGCAUCUCCCAAUGGGAUGAUGUAAUCUUAUCAGUUAUACAGUAGGAUCAAUGGCCCAUUAACAGAAGAUACUCCCCACAGAGAUAAGGAUGAUCACUCCUCUCAGAUGGUAAUAGAAUAUCUAUCUUGUAUUGUAAUCCAGGACACCUUCCACAGGGCAUGAACAAUUCCCCCUCUAUUUCCCAAGGGUACGUUGCC